Molecule: messenger RNA, 1473 nt
Organism: Phytomonas sp. Hart1
Lineage: Eukaryota; Euglenozoa; Kinetoplastea; Trypanosomatida; Trypanosomatidae
Source: the annotation of a GenBank genome assembly
AUGUCCGUCGACUCGUCUGGCGUUUGCUCGUCCUCCGUAUCCGGGGAGAGCGCGGAGGAGUCGGUGUCGAGGAUCGUCGGGCCGGUCCAACGAAUGCUGCUGGUGGAUCGCGGCGACGCCACGGUGAGCCCCCCGUGUUGGGAGCCCUUGCCGGCGCGAUUUCUCUACGACGCCGAGGGCUUACCGCGCCCUGAGGUCAUGAAGGAGCACUUCCGGCGGGAGGGUCUCCUGCACGAGGCGGACGCCCUGCGCAUCGUGACCUGCUGCGCGAUGAUCCUGAAGGAUGAGCCGAAUGUCGUGAAUAUGGAGGACCCCGUCGUGAUUGUGGGGGACCUCCACGGACAAUUUUAUGAUCUUCUUUCCCUUUUUGAGCUCGGUGGGGACCCUGCUCUUCAGAAGUACAUCUUUUUAGGGGAUUACGUCGACCGGGGCUACUUUGGGGUCGAGAUUAUUUUGUUGUUAAUGUGUUAUAAAAUACGCUACCCCCGUACGAUGGUGAUUCUCCGUGGUAAUCAUGAGAGCCGGCACCUCACUGCGUACUUUAACUUCAAGCGCGAGGUCGAGUACAAGUACUCGCGGACGCUCUACAACGAGAUCGUAUCGACUUUUGAUUGCUUGCCCUUGGCGUGUUCCCUGAAUAAUCGUUUUUUCUGUGUCCAUGCGGGUAUAUCCCCGGAGCUCACGAGCAUCGCGGACAUCAACGCGAUCAAUCGUUUUCGUGAGACUCCCAUCUCCGGCCCCAUGUGCGACCUCCUCUGGGCGGAUCCCAUGGAUGAGGGACGAAACAAUUCGAGGCACACGCAGACUUUUGUUCCCAACACCACACGAGGCUGCUCUUAUGAGUACAGCCAAUCCGCCGUGUGUAAGUUUCUCAAGUCGAACAAUUUGGUUUCCAUUAUUCGUGGCCACGAGGCACAAAGCGAGGGGUUCCACCUGUACAAAAAAGGCUCCCAUGGCUUUCCCUGUGUGAUUUGCGUCUUUUCGGCACCCAAUUACUGCCAUGCGUACAACAAUCGAGCCGCAAUUAUUCUGUUAGACAAGAAUAUCAUGAAAAUACGUCAGUUUAACAGCAGCCCUCACCCCUAUUAUUUGCCGAACUUCAUGAACGCUUUCGUGUGGUCGCUGCCCUUUUUGGAGGAGAAGUUGCUUGAGGUCGGGCUUCGCGUCCUGGAAACGUCGAACAGCGAGGCGGAGGCUGGCUCUGAGGUGGAGGACCAGCCCACGGCUCCGCCUACUUCGGACGCCUUCUCAGCGGACUACGGGGAGCGUGUGAAGGAGCGGAUCUCCGACAUGGAGAGGGUCUCUCGUCUAUUCCACACGCUCCACGAGGCGGAGGCGGGGCCCGAAAAAAGCGCCCCAUCGGGGCGGACCUCGCGUCUGGGAGUCGACUCUCCGCAACUCGAAAAGUCACCACCCUGCGGUGCCAUAUCCCCAGAAGUUACGAAGGAGGUGUGGGAUCAGGCCGAAUUCUAG